Messenger RNA from Trichoderma reesei QM6a, 1473 nucleotides. Its product is annotated as cytosine-purine permease. The record is from RefSeq and is a predicted model, not a curated record. Bases 1 to 1473 code for a protein of 490 amino acids. Gene Ontology annotation, biological process: transmembrane transport. Gene Ontology annotation, molecular function: transmembrane transporter activity. Gene Ontology annotation, cellular component: plasma membrane. Lineage: Eukaryota; Fungi; Ascomycota; Sordariomycetes; Hypocreales; Hypocreaceae. The transcript has 4 exons.
AUGCUGGUGGAUACGGUCGAGGCAUCCGAGGUGCCCGUCAGAGAAAAGGAUGGCCACCACAGCGACGAGGAGUCGCUGCUCCACAAGGUCCUGCGAGCUGGCCGCGUCGAGGAGCGAGGCAUCCUGCCCGUGCCCGUCGAGGAGCGCACCGCCACCCGCUUCUUCAACAUCUUUACGCUAUGGUUCUCCAUAAACACCAACAUCCUGGGCAUCACGUUUGGCAUGCUGGGCCCCGUGGCCUAUGGCCUCAGCCUGAGGGACUCGUCCCUCGUCAUCCUGUUCUUCUGCAUGCUGUCAACCAUCCCGCCGGCGUAUCUCGCCAUGCUGGGCCCCAAGACGGGCAUGAGGCAGAUGAUUCAGGCCCGGUACAGCUUUGGCCGAUACAUUGUAUCAAUCCCCGUCCUGCUGAACCUGGCGAGCAUGACCGGCUUCACCGUCAUCAUCUGCAUCACCGGCGGGCAGUGUCUUUCGGCCAUCUCCAACGGAUCCAUCAACGAAGACGCCGGCAUCGUCAUCAUUGCGGUGCUGUCCCUGCUCGUUUCCUUCUGCGGCUUCCGGGUCCUGCACGUCUUUGAGACGUAUGCCCCUAUUCCGGCCAUUAUCAGCAUCGUCAUUGCUACGGGCUGCGCUGGUUCAGGCCUCAAGAAGCAGGCCGCCCCCGAGGCCCCGGCCACGGCAGCCGGCAUCCUCAACUUUGGCAUGAUCAUUGCUAGCUACCAAAUUCCCUGGGCUGCUCUAGCGAGUGACUUUACCACUUACUUUGAUCCCAAAGUCCCAUCCUGGCGAGUCUUUCAGUACACUUACUGGGGCCUGCUCAUCCCGACCGUUCUGCUCAUGGUUCUCGGCGCCGCCGUGGCGGGAGCCAUGCCCAACAACCCCGAGUGGCAAGAGGCCUUUGAUCUGUACUCGGCCGGCGGCGUCCUCGCAGCGAUGCUGUCGCCCGCGGGCAACUUUGGCAAGUUCGUCGUCGUGAUCCUGGCGCUGUCUCUCCUGGGCAACACCUGCGGAACAUUCUACGCCAUCACGCUCAACUUCCAGACCCUCGCGCCGUGGCUGUUCAAGGUGCCGCGGUACCUCUUCUCCAUCGUCAUCACCGGCAUCAUCAUCGCCGUGGCCAUCACCGCCGUCGGCGACUUCUUCGAGAGCCUGGAGAACUUUGUCUCCCUCAUCGGCUACUGGUCCGCGGCGUUUGUCGGCAUCGUCAUCGUCGAGCACGUCGUGUUCCGCCGCCAGAACUACGACUCGUACGACCACGCCAUCUGGAGCGACGCGAAGAAGCUUCCUCUCGGCGUCGCGGCUCUGGCCAGCGGAGUUCUCUCAUUCGGCUUGGUCAUCCCCUGCAUGGACCAGGUGUGGUGGCAGGGCCCCAUUGCGAAGACGACGGGCGACAUUGGGUUCGAGAUGGCGUUUGCUGUGAGCUCGUUGCUCUACGUGCCGCUGCGGUACGCCGAGAUACGACUUACGGGGCGGUGA